CACUCCCGGUCAACUGUCAUAACUCAUGAUUGAUAAAAUUAUCAGGUUAUCAUUGGUUUGAUUCCAGAUAUCAAAUUAAUUUCUCAAAAUAUUCAGAACAAUGGCUGAAAUUGAUGAAUUAGAUGUUAAUCCUUUCUUUAGGUCAUUACAGACUACACAUAAAAACCUGUACAAAGAAGUCCAAGAUAAUGGUUACAUACUAUGUGUUCCACAGACAACAUCACUCAUGGAGUCGACAUUUUCUGUCAAAUUUAUAGCAAGUCAUAUAUUAAAGCCAUCCCCAUACUUCAAAGGAGAAUAUUUUUUGUUGUCCAGUGACAAAAUAUCAGUUCAUCUAGAUGAAAAAAGAAGAGAAUUUGUGACUGGUGAAGGUUACGAAGGAAAACAUCAUAUCAAAAUAAUCAAUGAAGAACAAGGAUACAGUCAGGAUUACAAACCAUUCAGAAUUCUAGUUAUAGAGAAGCCAUUUGAUUCAAUGUAUAGGACUUCCAAUAACCAGAAACGAAAUAGUAUUGAAAUAUCCCCACAGAAGAUAACUUUUGCAGAGUGUAAAGAAUUCUUACAAUCUUUUGGUGAAUAUAAAAUAGUUCUACGACAUUUGGAAGAUAGUGUCAAUCAAUUCAAUACAAGUUACAUGGUUUUAGAAGAUUAUUUAGACGAUGCUUUGGAAAAACUUCAAUCUAUAGCUUUAAAUGCUACUGAGAAAUGUUUCAAAUGUAGUAAACACAAACUUUGGCAAGACAUGUCAUUUAGAGACGACCUUAGUUCCUGUAUAGAAAGUUAUAUAAUGGGAAAUGUUCACCAAACUAUUUUCAAAGUGCUUCACAAGAAAUUUGCUACAGAUGAUGAGAAAUUAUUAAAGAAAUGUAAACAAUUACAAGACGUGAAAGUGGAACAGCUAGGUGUGCCACCAGAAUUCUCCUGUCCUUUACCUUUAGCGGUUGUUGAAAUGGCUAAUCUUGGUGGGCUAAAAACUCCACAUGAAAAAUUGAGUUGUUUAAAGGCCACUGUGGAUCAUAUAACAGGCACUAUACAGAAUUUUAUAAUAGAAAACCAACCACCUGGACUUACAAAUAUGCCAGUUAUAACUUCAGAUGAUCUCAUUCCUUUACUUGUUUCUGUCAUUGCUCAAGCCAAGUGUAUAGACUUAGCCAGUAAUAUGUUUUAUAUGGAAUUUUUCCACUGGACCACUCCAACUAAUGAUAGAGACAACUUAAGUUACUGUAUGGUCACAGUGAAGGCAGCUGUAGAAUAUAUGAAACAUGCAAACUUUGAUCAUUUACAGAACCCUAAAUCAAAAGUACAGAAAGAGAUCAGUAUAGAUGAUUUAAUGAAAAGAACUAGGGAUACUUCUUUAAAAGAUGACAUUAGAAAUGUAAAAGUAGAGACGGUUCAGGAGAGGUUCAGGAAGAACUCCAGUAGUAACAUUGAUAACAAACUAGAUUCCAUAUCAAAAGUCCUGGAGGAGUCAUCUGAAGAAUGGGCACAAACGAAGCAGAAAGGAGCUAAUAGUAUAUUUGGAGAGAGUUACCAGCAGCUAAAGAAAACUGUACCUGAUAUUGUUCCUCCUCAGGACCCCCGUAGAAAAAAUGACCAGUUGGGAGAUUUCUUGAGCUCAUUACAAGAUGACCCAUUUGAUAUGUCAUUUGGAAAACAGUCAUGACAGUUUUUGAUCAUUUAAAAAAGCAAUCUGUGAUAUUUACAAUUCUUUUUUUGUUAAUGCAUGUUAUAUAUGAAAUAUGAAUGAUUUUUUUUCAUACCAAUUUUUGUAAUACAGGGUAUAUGUAUAUUGUAGGUUAGUGAUUUACAUUGAAUUUUCGGCAUUGCUAUUUUGAAUUUUACUUAAUAUGUUAAAACAUAAAAUAUGAAUCAUUAAUUUGUCAUCAUGGUAAUGAAUUUUGGUAGAUGCAUUAGUUUAAUUUCUCUAAUUCUAUGGAAAUUUAUCCCUUUUGGAACCCAUUGUAUAAAAAAAUUUAAUCAACGUGUGGUUGCUGGUGAUCUCAGUAGAUCAUUGGAUGAUUUCAAGGAUCAUGACCUUUUUGGCUGACUGGAUGAACCAAAAUAUGAUAACAGGUGUUAAUGAAAUUGACAACUUCGUGCAAUGUGAAAGGCACUCGAAGGGGAUUUUCGGUAAACAAAAAAAGAAAAUGUCUUUUUAAUCAUUAGAGAAACAGAUUCUUAUAUAGUUACUCGUGGAUUAUCGGAUUUAUCCAAUCUCGAUAGUUAAAUUAUAAAUUUUAAAGUACUCGCCGAGGCGGCUCGAACUUUAAAAUUGAUAAUUUAACUAUCUUGAUUGGAUAAAUCCGAUAAUCCACUGGUAUCAAUGUAAGAAUCUAUAUUUAUCUAAUUAUUAGAUGAUUUAAAUUUCUGCUGCCAGUUAAUUUUAUUUUCAUAAUCACAGUUAAGAUUCACUUGAUCUCAGUUCUUCAUUAGUCAAUAAUUCUUAUAUGAUUUGCAUAUCUUUAAAUACAUGAAUUAGAUUGGUCAAUUAUAAUUUUUCACUUAGUUUACAAUUCGAUAAACAAUGUUUCCGAAAUUACUUUUGUAACUUUCACUGUGAUAUAUUCAUGCAGGAUACAGAUGCAUGCAGGAUCUAGGGAUUAUCAACAAAUUAAAACCUGGUUUACACAUCAAUAAUCUCUAGAAAAAAUGUGUUUAAUCCUAUAAUAUUCAAUUAUAAAGUCAAAUGUUUAUGCUUUUCUUUGAUUCAGCUUUUGUG
Molecule: messenger RNA, 2719 nt
Organism: Mytilus trossulus (common blue mussel)
Lineage: Eukaryota; Metazoa; Mollusca; Bivalvia; Mytilida; Mytilidae
Product: ankyrin repeat domain-containing protein 27-like
Exons: 19
Coding region: 101-1663 (520 amino acids)
Biological process (GO): early endosome to late endosome transport
Cellular component (GO): late endosome; early endosome; transport vesicle
Molecular function (GO): SNARE binding; guanyl-nucleotide exchange factor activity
Source: RefSeq, a predicted model, not a curated record